UUGGUGACGAACUACCCAAUAAAAUCCUACAGUAACUCUUUGUUCCCCUCCACCCUCGCCUCGCUCUCUGCACUCCCGAUACGAAAUCCGUAGAUACCACCGGCGGCGAUCGCACGGGCGGCGUCGGGAACUCGGGAUACAGCAGAAACCCUAACCCGCCUCAUCCUCGUGCGAUGUCGGCAACCGCCGUGGCCCCGACCCCUCCCGCCGCGGCCUUCGCGGUGGCGGCCCCGCCGUCGUACCCGGCGGCCUUCUCCGCCGCCGCGGCGCCCACCGAGGGCCACGACGGCGACUUCUACUGUCACUACAAGUCGCUCCGGCGCCACCACGAGUUCCUGGAGAUCCAGGAGGACUACGUCAAGGACGAGCUCAGGAACCUCAGGCGCGAGGAGCUCCGCGGGGCCGAGGAGGUGAAGCGGUGCCGGGCGACGCCGCUCGAGAUCGGCCAGUUCAUGGAGAUGGUCGACGCCGACCACGGCAUCGUGGCGCCGACCACCACCGGCGGCAGCUUCUACGUGCGGGUCCUCAGCACCAUCGGCCGCGAGCUGCUCAAGCCCUCGGCGUCCGUCGCGCUGCACCGCCACUCCCACGCGCUCGUCGACGUGUUGCCGCCCGAGGCCGACUCCAGCAUCUCGCUGCUCGGCUCGUCGGAGAAGCCCAACGUCACCUACAGUGAUAUUGGUGGAUGUGACAUUCAGAAGCAAGAAAUCAGGGAAGCUGUCGAGUUACCCUUGACACAUCAUGAGUUGUACAAACAGAUUGGUAUUGAUCCACCAAGAGGUGUGCUUCUGUAUGGUCCUCCAGGUACUGGCAAGACCAUGCUUGCCAAAGCUGUGGCACAUCACACAACUGCUGCUUUUAUCAGAGUAGUCGGUUCAGAGUUUGUGCAGAAGUACUUGGGUGAGGGACCUCGGAUGGUUCGAGAUGUAUUCCGUUUGGCUAAGGAGAAUGCCCCUGCAAUCAUAUUUAUUGACGAGGUUGAUGCUAUAGCCACUGCACGUUUUGAUGCUCAGACAGGUGCUGACCGAGAAGUUCAGCGCAUUCUGAUGGAGCUACUUAAUCAGAUGGAUGGAUUUGAUCAAACAGUGAAUGUGAAGGUUAUAAUGGCAACUAAUAGGGCAGAUACUCUAGAUCCUGCUUUGUUGCGUCCAGGUAGACUUGACAGGAAAAUCGAGUUCCCUCUUCCUGAUCGGCGGCAGAAGAGGCUUGUGUUCCAAGUCUGCACUGCCAAGAUGAAUUUGAGUGAUGAGGUUGAUUUGGAAGAUUAUGUUUGUAGACCGGAUAAGAUCAGUGCUGCUGAUAUUGCUGCAAUAUGCCAAGAAGCUGGCAUGCAUGCCGUCAGGAAAAACCGGUACGUGAUCCUGCCCAAGGACUUUGAGAAGGGCUACCGGACCAAUGUAAAGAAGCCCGAGACAGACUUCGACUUCUACAAGUGAAGAAAGCUUGUUGAUGUUAAAAUAAAAUGCAUGCGCUCUUGUCGAUAUACUAACAAACUGGGACACAUGCCAUGUUGGAUGUUAAGCGACAAUGACUACAAUUCAAACGGCAUCAUACCUUGUGCUGUUUGCUAGUGUGACAAAUGCACCUAACCGUAGGUUGCAUGGAUGUCAUCUGUACUAAAUUUGUACUAACGAUUUUCUUGUAAUUGAGCCUGCAACACUUUCCUCUCAUUAUUCUGUCUGACAACCGACACAAGCCUUCGGCGUGUACGUGCGUGCAUUUUUGUAUUUUGAUUGGAAACAAAUGAUGUUUCGGAUGCGUCUUGGUAGUUUUUGCUUCCAAAAUAA
Sorghum bicolor (sorghum) is the source of this 1787-nucleotide messenger RNA. Its product is annotated as 26S protease regulatory subunit 6B homolog. Gene Ontology annotation, molecular function: proteasome-activating activity; ATP binding; ATP hydrolysis activity. Gene Ontology annotation, cellular component: proteasome regulatory particle, base subcomplex. The transcript is spliced from 6 exons. Lineage: Eukaryota; Viridiplantae; Streptophyta; Magnoliopsida; Poales; Poaceae. Gene Ontology annotation, biological process: proteasome-mediated ubiquitin-dependent protein catabolic process. Bases 174 to 1436 code for a protein of 420 amino acids. The record is from RefSeq and is a predicted model, not a curated record.